Messenger RNA from Plenodomus lingam JN3, 1743 nucleotides. RefSeq lists its product as uncharacterized. Gene Ontology annotation, biological process: NLS-bearing protein import into nucleus. Gene Ontology annotation, cellular component: cytoplasm; nucleoplasm; nucleus. The record is from RefSeq and is a predicted model, not a curated record. Lineage: Eukaryota; Fungi; Ascomycota; Dothideomycetes; Pleosporales; Leptosphaeriaceae. Gene Ontology annotation, molecular function: nuclear import signal receptor activity; protein binding.
AUGGCCGACAAGUUCAUCCCGGAGCACCGCCGCACUGCGUUCAAGGCAAAGAGCGCCUUCAAGCCAGACGAACUCCGCCGCCGCCGCGAGGAACAGCAAGUCGAGAUCCGCCGGGCAAAGCGCGAGGAGAACCUUGCCAAGCGCCGUGGUAUUGCAGGAAGAGACCAGCCAGGUGCUGCAUUGGGCGCUGCCCCCGACAGCGACGAUGAGGGCGGCAACAUUGAAGGCCAGCUGAACGAAGAGCUCCCCCAGAUGGUCAAGGGCGUCUUCUCGGAGCAGAUUGACGAGCAGAUUCAAGCCACGACCAAGUUCCGCAAGCUGUUGUCCAAGGAGCGCAACCCACCCAUCGAGCGCGUGAUUGAGACGGGCGUCGUCAGCCGGUUUGUUGAGUUCCUGCGCUCGCCACACACGCUCGUCCAGUUCGAGGCGGCAUGGGCACUCACAAACAUCGCCUCUGGAUCAGCGCAGCAGACACAGGUCGUCAUCGAGGCGGGCGCGGUGCCCAUCUUCGUCGAGCUCCUCAGCAGCCACGAGCCCGACGUGCGGGAGCAGGCCGUUUGGGCACUGGGUAACAUCGCCGGUGACAGCCCUGCCUGCCGCGACUUUGUCCUGCAGGCCGGCGCCCUCCGUCCACUGCUGGCCCUGCUUGGUGACAGCCGCAAGCUGAGCAUGCUCAGGAAUGCGACCUGGACCCUGAGCAACUUCUGCCGUGGAAAGACCCCGCAGCCCGACUGGCAGACGAUUCAGCCCGCCCUCCCCGUCCUGGCCAAGCUCGUCUACUCGCUCGACGACGAGGUCCUCAUCGACGCCUGUUGGGCCAUUUCUUACCUGUCCGAUGGCUCCAACGACAAGAUCCAGGCCGUCAUCGAGGCCGGCAUCCCCCGCCGCCUUGUGGAGCUCCUCAUGCAUGCCUCCACCUCUGUCCAGACCCCCGCUCUGCGCUCCGUCGGCAACAUUGUUACGGGCGAUGACGUCCAAACCCAGGUCAUCAUCAACUGCGGCGCACUCCCGGCUCUGCUCUCCCUCUUGAGCUCCACUAAGGAUGGUAUUCGCAAGGAGGCGUGCUGGACCAUCUCCAACAUUACUGCCGGCAACUCUACCCAGAUCCAGGCGGUCAUCGAUGCGAACAUCAUCCCACCGCUGAUUCACCUCCUCCAGAACGGCGACUUCAAGACCAGGAAGGAGGCCUGUUGGGCCAUCUCCAACGCGACCAGUGGAGGUCUUCAGAAGCCAGCCCAGAUCCGCUACUUGGUCCAGCACGGCUGCAUCAAGCCCCUCUGCGACUUGCUUGCGUGCCCUGACAACAAGAUCAUUCAAGUCGCGCUCGACGGUCUGGAGAACAUCCUCAAGGUCGGCGAGAUGGACAAGGAGGCCAACGAAGGCGGUGCUGCUGGCGAGGCUAUCAACCGCUACGCCCUCUUCAUUGAGGAGGUUGGCGGUAUGGAGAAGAUCCACGAGUGCCAGAACAACGCCAAUGAGGAGAUUUACAUGAAGGCCUACAACAUUAUCGAGAAAUACUUCUCCGAUGAGGAGGGUGAGGCGGAAAACAUGGGCGAGGCCGGCCCCCAGGUCAAUCAAGAAGGUCACUUUGGCUUCGGCGCUCCCGCUGCUCAGCAACAACAGCAAAACUUCAACUUUGCCAACGGAGGCGAUUCAAUGGACAUCUGCCUGCCUCGAGCGUUCGCCCCGUCUCGCCCGUCAGCCAUGUGGGACGAUGUGGACAUCAUAGUCCAACACGUAUGA